CAAAACAUUUAUUAAGACCUACGGACAAACAACAAGCAAACAAAAUAAAUAAAUAAAAAUAAAUAAACAAAACAGAUUGCUAAUUUAUCAAGAGUCUGUCACCACCACCACCACCACCACCACCACCACCACCACAACCAUCAAAUAGAGACCAGAAAUACAGCAAGAAUUCACAGCAACGUGAUAAUAAACAGCAUCACAGCAAAUCCAGAAUCACAUUAAGAAUUCACAGCAACGCUACAGCAGAGGAUACAAAAAAUAAAUGAAUGAAUAAACAGCAUCACAGCAUCACAGCAAAACUACGGAAUUAUUUAGACAAGACACGAUACGCUGAGAGGAAAAAAGAAGACACACCACCUCUAUCAGUGUAUCCUCGUGUCACUGUAUCACUGUGUCACUGUAUCACUGUGUUGCAGCCUCGUUUUCAGCACCAGUGGAAAAAAAUAUCAAAAAGUGACUCAUAAUUUUUUCCUUUUUAAUUUUGUUUUUUAAGAGGAAGACAGACAGACACACAGACAGACAGACAAAGAGGAAAAAAGGAAGAGGACAACACAACGACACGCUAAUCCCUUGAGUUCACAGCAAAGCCCUUAUCUCCUCCUCCUCCUCCUCCUCCUCCUCCUCCUCCUCCUCCUCCUCGUCCUCCUCCUCCUCCUGCAAUCAAGUCUCAGCGAGGAAGAGUGAGGCUCUUCCAAGAUGGCCACGUGGAGCAGCAAGUCGGCUCUUCACGGUAUGGCGAGCAGUGAGAGUGACUCCAUCUUCUCCUCUCCCUCCUCUCCCUCCACCUCUCCCCCCGCCACGCCCUCUCCCACGCUGGAUGAGUGCAUGGAUGACAGCGGCUACCAGGACUGGAUGGAGAUGCAGCUGGGCGCCACGGGGGACAUGACAGUGGUGGAGAGGCUGCAGUACCUUCUAGACACAGGACAGUUUGCAGAUAUUAAUAUUCGUGUCGGACAGGGGAAUAAUGCUGCUCUGUUUAAGGCUCACCGUCUCCUGCUGGCCACUGCGAGUCAGCCCCUCUAUCGCCUGGUGCAACAAGGCGUCCCCAGCCCAGGCACAGCUGACAUGUUUACCCUCAGAAUUACAGACAUAAAACCUGCUGACUUUGAGAGCAUCUUGAAGUACAUCUACACGGACAGAGUGGAGUGUGAGAACAUCAACGUGGCAUUUGGUCUCCUCCGCGCCAGCAGGAAAUGGGGACUAGCUGGCCUGGGCAUCAAAUCCUUAACUUACCUUGAAGAAUUCGUCGACACCUUCACCCCAAGCACUGACGAGGCUAAGAACAACCUUUUUGACUUGCUGGCUUUAUCUGAGGACACGCUGGCUGACCUUAAUUCCAAGUGUUACCAGAUCAUUUUAAAACACGCAGAAGAGCUCAUACCAUGCCACGGGUACCUUAAUCUCGACAAGGCGAUGGUUGAGAAGGUCCUGUGUCACCCUAAUCUCAAAAUCGAGGACCAGCUUAAGCUUUUCGAGGCCAUAAGAGACUGGGGGCUCCAUUACCUUGAGCAGCAGAACCUUCCUCUCUCAGCCCUUGGUUCUGCUGUGGAAGAAAUCAUCAAGGUCGUGGAUUUUGAGAAGAUAACUGAUGCUGACUUCCUCGGUACUGUGCUGACGUCAGAGUGUUUGGGCAAAGCUGAGGUCAUUGCCUUCUUCAUGACUCACGGUCUGGAGAUCCCUCGUAAACUGGAUUUCAACAAUAAUAAAGAGCUUCCUUUUUGGCUUACUUUUUGCGCCACAAGCGGAAAGACAAAGGGAGGAACCGCCAAGGGAGCAGGUCGGAUCUCCAAGCGCUCUUCCAUCUCCUCCUCCUCCUCCUCUCCCUCCUCCCUCGCCCCUGUCAGUGAGGGAUUGAACAGUAUCUGCUCCCUCACCCAGAACGGGGCUGUUAUGGAGUUUAACAAGGUGUGUCGGUUCAAGAAGGGAUACAGGUGUCAGCCCAAUGAGAUCUACAUGCAACACGAGCUGAGGUUCCGCGUGGACAAGAAUGUGAAGCUCCUGGGAGUGAGUUUUGGUUUCUUGUUCACCCCGACAGACAUGGGACUCAAUAUUCACUGUCAAGGUCCGUGGGAGACAAGACAGUGGACCGACAUUAUUCAGUCGUAUGUGCGUGUGUCGGGCGAGAAGCAGGAGACAGCUGACGUGCGCCUCAUGUUCCUGCACCCCGUCAGGAUAGAAGCCAACCAGAGCUACAAGGUUGUGGUGAAGAUGGUGCGGAUGAGUCACGGCAGCAAUGAGGUGGAGCUGUGGGGCGGCACGGGCGGCGUGCGAUGCGUGGAGACGGAGGACGCUGAGUUCCACUUCAUCAAGGCGGCGGUGGACCCUGACAAGCCCGUGGAGGAGUCUGACGGGGACACCGCCGCGAGCGUCAUCACGGCGCUGCUCUACCGCCUCGACACCGACGAGCCCGACCCAGACCCCGCCCCCGUCAGGCGCCGCCGUCCCGUGCAGGCCGAGGAGGAGGCCGUCCCCGUGGAGACCUCCAACCCCUGGCGCACCCGCUCCCGCCCAGACUCCCUCAGGCUGCCAGACACACCCUACGCUAGGAAACGCUCCCCCGCCACGGACGACGUCAAGUCCAUCGAGGCGCCGCCCCCCGCCAGGAGGAGGGAGCGACCGCCAACUGAGGAGUACGUGCCCUCUACCUUCUCCACCAACCGCUGGAGGAUAAGACCCAAGGAGGAGAAGGAGGAGAAGCCCUCCAGUGACGACUACCUCCCCAGCACCUUCUCCACCAACCGCUGGGCCAGGCCGCGCCCCAAGGAGGACGCCGCCGAUACCGCCAAGACGCCCACUGACCGCACCAACCCCUCCAGUGACGACUACCGCCCCUCCUCCUUCUCCACCAACCGCUGGCAGCGCACCCGCCUCAAGGACGACGCCGCCGACACCACCAAGGCGCACACCGAGAGGAAGACCUCCGCGCCCGAGGACUACCGCCCCUCCAGCUUCUCCACCAACCGCUGGGCGCGCCCCGGCGAGGACAAGGCAGAGAGGAAGACCUCCGCCCCGGAGCAGUCCACCUCCUCCUUGUCCACCUUCACCUCACCUUCAUCCUCCUCCUCCUUCACGUCUCCAUCCACCUCCACCUCCUUUUCCUCCUCCUCCUUCUCCACCCCUUCCUUCUCCUCAGCAUCCUCCUCCUCUCCUGCUACUGCCACCACCACCACCACCGCCACCACGUCCUCCUCCACCUCCAGCGGCCGCUGGCGGAGCAGGCCCAAGGAGGAAGACUCCACGACCACAGACACAUCCCGCAGGACCUCCACUGAGGAGAACAAGUGGAGGACGCGGCCCAAGGACGACACCAAGGACACGCCCUUCGGUGUGCGCGUGCGCCCCACCAGGAAGGUGGAGGAGGCGCCCUCCAUCCACCCCUUCGCGCGGCGUCGCGAGUCUCGAGACACAAAGUCUGAGAUUCCCUUCUACCUGCGCAAGACUGAGGACCCCAAGCCCUCCACCACCACCUCCACCUCCACCUCCCUGGGCAGGAACAGGUGGGGGGCCUCCAGCUCCUCCUCCUCCUCCUCCACCCCUGCCUCUUCCUCGCUUUCCUCCUCCUCCUCCUCCACCUCCACGUCCGCCUCCUCCAGCAAGCCGUCCGGGGAGACAACCUUCCACAGCAGGUUCCUGCGCUCCAGCGGCGCCUCCUCCUCGCCAUACACGUCCUCGCGCUUCGGCUCAGUGCGGGAGUCUUCCCUUACCCGCUCCUCCCUGCCACGCUCCACCGCUGGCUCCUACCUCAGCAGGUACGGCUCACCUGCUGACUCUUCCUCUAGCAGGGCCGCCGCCACCACUACUAGCAGCAGCAGCAGCAGCAGCAGCAGGGCUGGCGGCGAGGAGGGGCGCGCCUCCUCCCCGGCCGCCGCCCGGAAGAGCCUCCGCUACGGCACCGCCGCUACCAGCUCGGGCAGCAACCUGCUGGCGCUCAGCUCCAGCUCCUUCGGCCUGACCGGCGGCAGCGGCAGUGCCCGCGCCACGCCGCGCCGCGACGCUGCCACACCCACAGGUAGUAGGACCGCAGACAGGUACAGUGGCACCACCACCUCCACCACCAGGUACGGUAGCAGCGGUACAACGCCGGGUAGUACUAGCGCAAGCAGGUACGGCAGCAGCAGCAGCAGCAGUAGGUACGGCAGCGCGGGCAGCGGCAGCAGCCUGUACGGCGGCACGAGUGGCGUGGGCACCUCCAGCAGGUACGGCGGGGCGAGCUCCUCCCUCAGUAACCUGCCGCCCACGCCCUCGGCCACCGCCAGCAGGUACUCGUCCAGGGGCACCACAGACACGCUGGGAGGCGCGGGACGGUACACCAGCAGCGGGGCCUCUUCCGGUACCAGCAGGUACACGGGAGACGCCUCCAGGGCCAGCGGUAUGUCGCCCUACACCAGUACCUCCUCGGGGGGCUCGGGGCAGGCCAGCAGGUACGGCCUGUCCGCUUCCUCCAGGUACUCCAGGUAGACCCGCCCCGAGGCAGGCCGCGAGGCAGUGACUCUCGCCGUGCCCCAGGUUAACACGUGUCUGCACAGGGCCCGGUGCCGUGCAGACCCGGGGCUGAGGGCGCGGCAGGACGGGGGUUGGGUGGGAGGCAGUGUUGGUUGUUGUCGGCACGGCAGACACAGUGAAGGGUGUUGCCACAGCCACAGCACACAACACAGCCUUGUAUUGGUUUGUCUGUAGUGACUCAGCACCUAGCCACCAGUAAAUGAGCACUUAGGCUCCAAGCACCCUAGUCUCCAGUAGUGCCGGUGCUGAGACUCUCCAGCACCGUGGUGAGCUGAGCUAGGAAGGUGACUCUCUUGAUUGGUAACAGUGCAUAUGUAGUCCCUCACCUCAGCUGAUUAUUAUCCCAGUAUUACACAGGCAGGUAGCUGUAGACCCUGUGUGUGUGUGUGUGUGUGUGUGUGUGUGUGUGUGUGUGUGUGUGUGUGUGUGUGUGUGUGUGUUGCAAGGUAAACUCUCAACAGCUGACGCAUAAACACCUGCACAUCUACA
Molecule: messenger RNA, 4992 nt
Organism: Portunus trituberculatus (swimming crab)
Lineage: Eukaryota; Metazoa; Arthropoda; Malacostraca; Decapoda; Portunidae
Product: mucin-5AC-like
Exons: 10
Coding region: 697-4458 (1253 amino acids)
Biological process (GO): neurogenesis
Cellular component (GO): P-body; cytosol
Molecular function (GO): protein binding
Source: RefSeq, a predicted model, not a curated record